Athene cunicularia (burrowing owl) is the source of this 7467-nucleotide messenger RNA. It is a transcript of the gene GTF2H1, whose product is annotated as general transcription factor IIH subunit 1. Lineage: Eukaryota; Metazoa; Chordata; Aves; Strigiformes; Strigidae. The transcript has 14 exons. Gene Ontology annotation, biological process: nucleotide-excision repair; transcription by RNA polymerase II; transcription by RNA polymerase I. Bases 3162 to 4808 code for a protein of 548 amino acids. Gene Ontology annotation, cellular component: transcription factor TFIIH holo complex; transcription factor TFIIH core complex. The record is from RefSeq and is a predicted model, not a curated record.
AAGGCCUGCAUCAAAUCUGUCAGAGCUCACCUGCCAGCCCAUGCCUACCCUGACCAAGUCAGGAUUAUUAAAAUGUGUAAAGGUUUCCUUUAUUUCUGCUCAGAGUUCAACAAAACCAAGCGGGAAGAGACUGGAAUGAAAUGGUGGUAACGGAGAGCAUUCAGAAUAGGUGUUGUAAGGAACAGAGAAGAGAGGUAUCUGGUUUUAAAAGUGGUUAGGAAGUCACUGCAUUAGAGGAAGGGUAGCUGUUGCAAUCUGAAGGUAUUUCGAGAAGCUGCAUUCACUCCUACAGUACUAGGAGAGGAAAGGUUUUAGGUAGAUAAGCAAACAGGACGUUUUCUUGGUUUAUGCCAGCCCUGAAGCUUCCUGACAGACCUUGCCAGUUGUAAACUGCAGCUGAAAUUAACAUCCUCAAGACAGGAAUGGUGACAACACAUACCCCAGGGUUAGGGCUACUGACUGAUCCAAGUGCUUUUUGGAAUUAUUAACUAUCACUUCAAAAGCUCUACUGCCAGAGAAUUUGAAAUAAACUGUGUAUGACCUUAUUCUGGAGAUACUUACUUAAACCAGAGAAAGGUUUGUCUUCCAAAAAUCUGCAGCUGAAGAACUCUAUUGCUGCUUCUUUUAGCAGCCGAUUAAAAUUAUCACUUAAAGAUGUAACAUAACAGAAUUUCUCUGUAUGCAUGUUGCAGUUCUUGCCCCUUUGAGCAGCAGUGUCAUCAUCUGCAGUACUGAUUCCUGGAAACUUCAGUUGUUAAAUAUAGAGGUUAUGAGAUUUGGGCAGGCAUGAAUAGAUCAUUGAUGGCUCUCGCCCUUCUGCAUAGUAAGCCUUAAGUGUCCAGAAAGAAAAGAAAAUGACUGGUGUACUGUGUGUGCUCAGCAAGGACGUAGCCUUCCCCUCUGCAGUCGGUAGGAGACCAUCCUCAUGCUUUUCUAGCAGCUAGGCAAGAUUUCUAUUUUAGAAAUUUUUCUGUACUACUUGUAACAAGAAGCCAUCUUGUUUUCAUUAGUGAAAGACAGUAACUUUCCUAAAUCCUGAUUAGUAAUAUUUUUUUCUUCUUUCUGAUGUACUGUUCAAAAGACAGCUCGCGGUUUUCUCCAUUUUGGGUAAUGCUUACUGUGCUUGUGAGUUGUAUCAUCCUACUGCCACCGUAAAUUACUGCAUCAAAAAGGAAGCACAGCAAUGACAUAAAUAAGAACAGCAGUGAGCUAGUGUGUUCACCCUCCCAAAAGGUAGAAUGAGCCACUUGUGGGAUAAUUGUGCAUUCACAGAUUGCACACUGCAGGGUACUAUGCUAGAAGCACUGUGGUUGUAAAGGAGAAGUUGCUAGCGGCUGUUCGUUUUCUUCCGUAGCUGAAGACUGGUUGUAGGUGGGUGAAAUAGCAUGGUAGAAAAGCAAAGCAACUCACAUCAGAAUGAGCCUGACUACGGAAAUGCUUUCCUUUUUCUUUCUGUUCAGUGCAGGUUUAAUUCCUUUGCAUUCUGUGACUUUGUCUCUACAGUAUUGGUUAAUUAUGACCCUAAAGGACUGUAAAGUAACAAAGGGAGAAAAAAGUCAAAAUCCUAUCCUUAGUCUUUCAUAUGUUGAGGUUUCUAGUCUAUUAGAGUCUGUGGCCAGGUGCCCUUUUCUGGUAAGGAUAAGGUGCUGAUGAGAGACUACAGACCUGCAACUACAUAAAAUGCUAAGUGCAAAUAGCACUGAAAGAGAAUAAAGCUGCUGGGGAGACUGUAAUGGAUUAUGCUAGGAAACAGUCCUGAAAUCAUGCCAUGCAGUUUUCUAUGAGAGAGAAGUACUAGCAGGGCUGCUCUGAAUGUGGCACAGCGUGUUCUAGUGACUGCUGCAGUGGUGGUGAUGUGAAAGCCCGUGUUCAGCUCAGCAUCACCGAAAUCUUUGGCGAAGCUUUGGAUGACUGAAAUGACAAAGGAGUGAAGCUUAAGUGCAGAACCCUUUUGCCAUUAAGUCCUUCCGCUGAGUAUUUUGCUUCACUCAUUUUGGAGAUGGGCAUGUAAGACUUCUGCUGAAGAGAAAGCUAUGCUACUGUCUGGAUUGUCAGAGUAAAAUACCCUAUCUUGCUGCUGCUUUUUUAAGGAAAACAAAAAGUAUGUGAAUUUAAAUCUUAGAAUUUUGGGAUACCUACUAGUAGUGUAAUAGCUGAUGCAGAUUGCUGUUUGAAGUUUGACACAGGCCCCAGCAAGUAUUGCAGGUAUUCUAAAGCACAUGAAACAUGAAUAUCAGCAUUUGAAAAUACUGUUUUAUGCAUCAAUAGCAAAGUAUAUGACACACAAAAUACAGCAAAUGGAGAGACUAAAUAUUUACAGCAAACAUACCAAAUAUGUAAUUUUUUGAUAAGUGUACGACAGUAUGUUAACAGAAUGUAGUCCUACUUGCAGUGUCCUUAAUCUCUUGAGAAACUUAAGGCUGUGGGGUUAACCUGUAGAGAGGAAUGAUAGUGACUGCUGGGCAGAAAAAUGCAGCAGCUAUCAAAGGGCUUGUUGAUGUGAGACUGGUGACAAAAUUACCAUUGUGUUAUAACAUUAGUCCCUCGGACUUUGGGGGAGAGGGAUAGGAAACUGGCCAGCUGGAAUCAAGUGUACAAAACAUUGUUCAAACCUUGGGCAAAACUCACCACAAUACAAACAGGAGUGCAAUUGGGCUACCUUAUCUUUAGCACAGAGAACUGAAAAUCCAUGAUUUGUCACAUACCUUGUAUCCUUCCCUUUUCUGCAAUGACUUAACAUCUGCCAUUCACACUGAAGAAGGGAAUUGCUGCCAAAUGCCAGAGGAGAUUUGGAAUUUAUGUCAUUGCUUAGCUUCGGUAUUAUUCUGAACUUGAAAAACCAAUAGAGGAACAUUAAAACAGGAAAAUUUGGUUAUCAGUUUAAAUGUAAGAUUUGCAGGUCUUUUAUUGGAGCAAAAGCAGCAUCAACAAUAUAAUUAGAUAAAUUAUUUAGGUAGCUGGCAGUAUUUUCUUUAAAUCUGCUGAUCGCAGUGACAGAGGGGAGCAUGUUUAUCUAGAAUGUUUCAGAAAUGAUGUAGGCAUUAACAAGUAAAUGUGGGUUGUAAUACUUUGAUAUAGAUAGGAGUAGUGAAAGUGUUACAACAAAAAUAAUUAUACUAAUCAGCUCAACUGUAUGUUUUUAAUAGCUCCUUAUAGCCACAAUGGCAACGUCAUCUGAAGAAGUGUUACUGAUUGUAAAGAAGGUGCGUCAGAAGAAGCAGGAUGGAGCUCUGUACCUGAUGGCCGAAAGGAUAGCAUGGGCACCUGAAGGCAAAGACCGAUUCACAGUCAGCCAUAUGUAUGCAGACAUAAAAUGCCAGAAAAUCAGUCCAGAAGGUAAAGCUAAAAUUCAGCUUCAGCUAGUAUUGCAUGCAGGGGACACAACCAACUUUCACUUCUCCAAUGAAAGCACAGCAGUGAAGGAGCGAGACGCAGUAAAGGAUCUUCUCCAGCAACUGUUACCCAAGUUCAAAAGGAAAGCUAAUAAAGAACUUGAGGAGAAGAACAGAAUGCUGCAAGAAGAUCCUGUUUUGUUUCAGCUCUAUAAAGACCUUGUUGUGAGCCAAGUAAUCAGUGCUGAAGAAUUCUGGGCCAACCGUUUAAGCCUGAAUGCAGGGGAUAAUUCUGCGGCACCUAGUAAGCAGGAUGUGGGCAUCUCUGCAGCCUUUCUGGCUGAUGUACGGCCUCAAACAGAUGGCUGCAAUGGUCUGAGGUAUAAUUUGACUUCAGAUAUCAUUGAGUCCAUAUUUCGAACAUAUCCUGCAGUAAAAAUGAAAUAUGCAGAAAAUGUUCCGCAUAAUAUGACAGAGAGGGAAUUCUGGACACGAUUUUUUCAGUCUCACUAUUUCCAUCGGGACAGGCUCAAUACAGGCUCAAAAGACCUCUUUGCAGAAUGUGCCAAACUGGAUGAAAAAGGGUUAAAAACAAUGGUGUCUCAAGGAGUAAAAAACCCCCUGAUAGACUUAACAGCUUUGGAAGAUAAAUCAUUAGAUGAAGGCUAUGGUGUUGCUUCUGUGGCCUCUACAUCAAAUGCCUCAAAAUCUGCUAGAGAAAGUAGCAAUGCUGCCAUUAUAAAACGCUUUAAUCAUCAUAGUGCCAUGGUCCUUGCAGCUGGCCUCAGGAAACAAGAAGCACAAAAUGACCAUUACAGUGAGACCAGCAGUACGGAUGGAAACUCCAGGGAUUCAGAUUUCUUUCAGCCACCAAUGAAAAAGGUGAAACUGCAGGAAUCCAUUGAAUAUGAAGAUUUAGCAAAGAAUAAUAGCAUUAAAACUAUUGCACUAAGCUUAAAGAAGUCUGAUAGGUAUUAUCAUGGUCCAACUCCAAUUCAAUCACAGCAAUAUGCAACCAGUCAGGAUAUAAUUAAUUCUUUUCAUAGUAUUAGGCAAGAAAUGGAAGCAUAUGUACCCAAACUAACUCAGGUUCUUUCAAGUGGUGAUGCUACUAGCACUAUUGCAGUCCUGUCACCUGGAGGAGCACUUAUGCAGGGUGGAACACAGCAAGCCAUAAACCAGAUGGUGCCAAAUGACGUUCAGUCUGAACUAAAACACUUGUACGUGGCAGUAGGGGAACUGCUACGACACUUCUGGUCCUGCUUUCCUGUUAACACACCAUUCCUAGAAGAAAAGGUUGUGAAAAUGAGGAGCAACUUGGAAAGAUUUCAGGUUACAAAACUCUGCCCAUUCCAAGAAAAGAUUCGGAGACAGUAUUUAAGCACAAAUUUGGUAAGUCAUAUAGAAGAGAUGCUGCAGACAGCCUACAAUAAGUUCCACACGUGGCAGUCCCGGCGUAUGCUGAAGAAGACGUGAAAAUGCAUGCUGUACAGGUUUGAGAGCAAAGUCUGCAAUAGGUAUAGGAGUACAACCUAGCAUAUGUGAAGAUCUUAUAGUUGCUGCAGGAAGACCUGCAAGCUGUGGACUUCUGGAAACGAUGCUAACUGAACUUGCACAUUUUUGAAAAAGAACUGAGAUUAAACUUGAAAACUAGGGAGAAAAACAAGGAAGAACCAAAACAGAAGAGCUGAGGCGCAAAAAUAUUUAAAAGACACUGUUUACUGCAGUUACUCAGGAACUGCUUUUGAUUUGCAUAAAGAGCUGCUUUCAGAAAUAAAAAAUUUAAAGAGGGUGUAUUAAUAAAAUCUUUCUGUGUAAUUUUUUUUUUAAUAAGUGUAUGGCACAGGGUAGAACUCAAAAGUUUUUUCUUCACUGGAUUCUGACAUUGAAUUCUGUUUGUACUUUCUGCAACAGUUUAACAAUGAUAUUUUAAAAUAUAGCUGAGACUGUUUUUGCUUCAAACAUCUGGGAGAGUGUAGCUGUCAGAAGACAAGCUUCUACCAUAUGUUUCCCCACUAAUUGGAAGCAAGAGACAUUGCACUGAAAUCUGUUUGUGGUCUGGGGUCCCUAAAGGCACAUGGGGGCAAAUUUUUGCCUGAAGUCUUGGAUUUUUAUGCAGAAUUUUUUUCAGCCAUCAGUUUUGCAUGUUUUCCUUUGAGUGCAAGUGUGUGCUACUGCAGUCUUUUUUUUACGGUGGCAUCUGUUCUGAGGAGAGAAUGCAUUUUUUUAAAAAAAUGAAGUUAAAUAAAGUUUCUUACAAAAGAAGUCAUUUAUUUUCAAUUCUUAAACAUUUUUAGUUUCUUCUCCUGAAUCUGUUUUCCUUCACUCUUCCCUUUUGACUGUUAAACUAUUUUUGGCGAAUUGAUAAUCAUUGCAAAGAGAAAAAUGUGUUAUUUACACAAUGUCCAUAGAUAUUGGGAAUCUGUGCCAUACUUUGUUCCAAAUAGAAUCAAUUCACAGUUUCAGACCAACUUGUCUUGUAUUAAAUGUGACUUAAAUGAAAAGUAAACCUGUUUUCUACAAUAUAUGCAGUUUAAUGACAUCCUUGUAUUUUGUCGUCAUCUUGACUGUACUAAAAGCCCAAUAUGGGCUACCAAACUUUUUUACUUCUGACUAAAGGUGACUGUUAUAAGAUGCAUUUACUACAAAGACAAAUCAGAGAGACAAUAUGUAUUCAAAGCAAGCACAGCAGUGUUCAGUACGGCAGAAGAAAUUCCCAUUAGCCCACAUGAUGGCUUAAUACUAGAUUUUGCCAUCAUUGGUAUGAUGCUAUAACAUGAUAGUAUGAUGUUGGGUGGAUAAUUCUUGCAAAUUCCUACAGAAGAAAAAAUGUAUUUGUAUAGCCAAGUCUGUGCUUGUUCUGUGCUGCUGCUCCAUUUAUGCAAGAGGGGGGGUUUUCUUUAACUGGUGCGUGGAAGUCAGCAGCUUCUUUUUACCCAGUGUUUUUGGAUUUUUGUAUUAUGCUAGUAUUUUGGUAAAAGCUGAGUUUCAGUUAAAUGUCACUGUCUGCACCAGAAUUCUGUUUGGAAAUGUAUGCAUAUUGUUAAACCUAGUUCCCUGUCUGCUUUUGCAGAUAGAUGCAUGAUACCUGCUCUGUGAUGUUAAUGUGGUUCUGCUCCAAGAAAUGACUGGGCUCAACAAGACAGACGCCCAUUAUUUUUGACAGGGUGAAAAUAUCACUAGGAAUAAACAGAAGUAUGUACAGCAUUUGGGGGAUGAGGUGCACGUCUUGUCAAGAGUUACCUCUUGUGAUAAAUAAACUGUUCCUCUAAAAUUUAGACUUAGGGUAUGGCUUUAUUAAGCCUAAUCCUCUUGUAAGUGCAGGCAGCUCCCAGGCAGAAAGGGUAGUUUUGUUGUCCCCCACUCCAAAGCAUUUGAUCUAGCAAUUCUGUGGUCAAAUUUCAACUGUUCAGUGAAAGCUAUAACACCUUUCAUCGUAUCAGAGGGCUAGGUUCAAGAAAAUUUGUCUGAUUUAUAUUCUAACUGUGCCUGAAGCUAUGAACAACACAUUUGAGUAUUAGACUGCACUGAGACUUCAUUGAAAAAAAAAAAAUUAUAGGAGAGUUUUGAAUAUGGAACUAAUUCACCUUGAUUUGAAUCAGUAUUUCGUGUUCCUGGAAAGACUGGGCUAAAUGGAUAGCACAGUGGAAAGUUUCAGUGCAUCACAAGAGCAUUUUACAGUUCAGAGAACUGGUGUUUAUAAUCAUUAUGGGGGAUGGUGUUGCAAUAGCUUUACAGUUAUUACAGCGAUAUCAGGCUAUCAAAAUGUACCUUAAUGAACAGAACCGGGGAGGAAGAGGACUAUGAUACGAAAUUCAAUGGUUUUGCCUGGAGACUGUACAGGCAAGGCUGCUAUGCACUUCAUAUUGCUUUUUCAGGUAUUGUGGCAAUAAGGCACAGGCCCCUCCUGAAGUAAGGGAGGUAAACUAAAUAUUCUUUCUUCUACAUUGUGUUCCCCUUUUCUGUAGCAUGGUCCAAAACCCAGAUUCAUUCCUUAAGUUUUGAAACUGAAUCAUCAUGCAUUAUAUUACUAUUGGAAUCUUUAUACUGACUUGUAUUUUUAAUGAGAAUUCAUAAAACUUGUAUCAUUGGCAUUGAUCUAAGAUUUGUAGAAUAAACCCUACUGAAUUCUAAA